ACUUGCUUCCAUGCUUUGUUCUCACGAUUCCUUCGUCUUCCGCUUUGUCCCCCAACCUCAAUAUUCUUCAUCGUAAAUACCAACCCAGUCUCACUCUGCUACAAUAACUUGAUUCUCAUUCUCGUAACAUCUUCAUCCUUAUCUUGUAUAUAUCCUCUUUCUGUCAAAGUAAACCAACAUGGGCUCUCAACCACCCCGCAUCCGCCUGGCCAUCCUCGAGGCCGAUACACCGCAGCCGCAGACCAACGCCGAAUACGGCGGCUACGGUGGCGUCUUCACGGCACUCCUGCGCACCGCCGCCUUGGCCAGCGAGCCGCCAGCGCCGCUCGACAGCAUUGUUGACCUCUCAGUAUACCACGCCGUCGGCGAUGAUGCCGUCUACCCAGACCUAGACUCCAUCGAUGCCAUCCUCAUCUCUGGGAGCAAGCACAACUCAUUUGAUAACGACCCGUGGAUCUUGAAGUUGGUUGAAUUCACCAAGAAGUGCAUCGACAGCGGGCGCGUAAGAGUUGUCGGAGUGUGCUUUGGCCACCAGAUUGUCGGACGGGCACUAGGUGCUGAGGUGAAGAGGAGUGACCUCGGCUGGGAGGUGGCUGUUGUGGAUGUCAACCUGACGCCCAAGGGCAAGGAGAUUUUCCAGUUGGAGAAGAUGCGCAUCCACCAAAUGCACCGCGAUGUCGUAACAGAGAACCCGGCGGGCGCCGAGUCUUUGGCAUACACGGAGCUGUGCCCCGUCCAGGGAUUCUACUCACCAAAGAAGUUCAUCACUGUCCAGGGUCACCCCGAGUUCACAGGUCCCAUCGUCAGUGAGAUUCUCAACGUUCGUCACAAGGCUGGCAUCUUUGACGAGGCAAUGUUUACCGAUGCCAUCAACCGCGCAAACAUUGAGCACGAUGGUGUCAACAUCGCCCGCGGUUUCCUGCGCUUCCUUAGAGAAUGAUACAUCGUCGUUCAUAGUACUUCACCCCAAUAGACCAGCGACUGUUUUGGAUACCAAUCUUACACUCCCCAAUUGCCAUGUUUUUGACCCAAGGCAUGCAGCAACUCUUGUGUGAUGCGCUCCUUCUCAACAUCGGUAUAUCAUGCUUGUCAUCCCUCGAACUACCUGCCUCGGGAAAAGUCAAGGUUCGGCAUUCGCCACUGUUGCUUGGUUCCUGCUUCUUCAGCUAGACAUCUUUCGGAAAGGAACACAUCAUAAGGCUCUCCUUCCUUGGUGGAUUGAAAUUCUCCUCGACUUCAACCCUCCACCAGUCUUUCUUUACACACUUCUUCAACUCAACGUCGGCGACAGAAUACAUCACACCGGGGCUGACUUUACCCUUC
This is a messenger RNA of Colletotrichum phormii, 1323 nucleotides long. RefSeq names its product glutamine amidotransferase class-I. NCBI's taxonomy places the organism in Eukaryota, Fungi, Ascomycota, Sordariomycetes, Glomerellales, Glomerellaceae. Gene Ontology annotation, cellular component: nucleus; cytosol. Bases 179 to 940 code for a protein of 253 amino acids. The transcript has 2 exons. The record is from RefSeq and is a predicted model, not a curated record.